Messenger RNA from Fomitopsis serialis, 2791 nucleotides. RefSeq names its product TIP-1 family-domain-containing protein. Lineage: Eukaryota; Fungi; Basidiomycota; Agaricomycetes; Polyporales; Fomitopsidaceae. The record is from RefSeq and is a predicted model, not a curated record. The coding region runs from base 390 to 2702 and encodes 770 amino acids. Gene Ontology annotation, biological process: regulation of ER to Golgi vesicle-mediated transport; retrograde vesicle-mediated transport, Golgi to endoplasmic reticulum; endoplasmic reticulum to Golgi vesicle-mediated transport. Gene Ontology annotation, cellular component: Dsl1/NZR complex. The transcript is spliced from 12 exons.
GUCGUCUCAAGUAGCACACCGCCUCUAGUCCUUGGAACGUCACUUGAACUCGUUCCAGCUUUAUAUCAGUUGCCACUGACUCGCCACUUUCAAGUCCAAGCGUCAGGCUUCCUCCAUUCAAUACCGUCCCAACUGGUAUCUCUUGCACCGGCAGGACCUCCUCAAACUAUUGACACAUCCGCGAAGUUACGCCAUGACAUCGACAUCGGUUGCCAAUCAAGUACAGUCCCUGCUUCAGGAACCACGGAGGGACAAAUCUGAAGCGAGCGCUCUAUCCUUCCUUGAUGCUCAGUUCUCGUCCCUGGAAGGGCUAGGGAGCAGUGCCGACCUCCACGCUGCGUCGAGCAGGCUGAACACGAGGACGAUGAACUUACGGCUCAGCUCAGCUCAUGCGCUCUCGGGAAGCCGUUGAUGCAUUCAUAACUCAAACUCGUACGUCCACUCAAGAGCACUUGCAUACAGCACAAGAGCUUUCCCUAUUGCGACAUUCCUUGUCGGACGAGCUAGUGCUGCUUGCAGACCAAUUGGAAUCUUCGUUAGGGGGCGUGGAGCGCAAGCCGACGUUGCUGGAAGACAUCGAAUCUCUGCACCGCAGUCUCAAGGAGCUGGAGAGUGUGAAGCGCUAUGUCCAAAUCAUUGAACACGCCCUGCGAUUAAGUGAAGUUGCUGUGAAGCAGGUUGACUCAGCCAGAACACUCUCUUCCCUCAGUGAAUUCGAGGCCUUGGAACGCUUCGUUGGCUCGGUACAGCAAGCAUGCACACCUGUAAAGGAAGUCGCUGGACAGCAGCAGCUUCACAUACUGUCAUUCCUCACAUUUGUCAGAGAUAAGUCCUGGUUAGAUAUGAAGCACGCGUUGUCAAGAACAUUGCUGUCUGCUGCCGAGAAGCUGAACUGGCCACAACCUGUGGACUAUGUCACUGCAGUUCCGGAGGACCGGAAGCGGUUUGAAGCAGCGUUUUUGAACUGCUUGAAGCUGCAAACAAUGGGGGAGGCGAUACGUACAUCACGAAGUUCAAUAUCUGUACACAAAGAGGGUCUAUAUCCAUUGGAGGCGUUAGUAGAACCUGUUGCGCUUCGGUUCAAAUAUCACUUCGAGGGAACGAGGCAAACAAAUAGGCUUGACAAGCCAGAAUGGUACCUCACGCAUGUACUCAACAUCUCACAUGAACAUCAACCGUUCAUGGAGAAAAUUGUACAACCUCUUCUUUCUGCAACCGACUAUCGAGAAGUUGAGGCAUGGCGCGAAUUUACGCUGUUGCUUCUGCCUCUUCUCGAACGAAAACUACGGAAAACGAUUCCUCCUUUAAUUUCGCAUCCCCCGGUCCUUGCUCAUACAAUAUACGAAGCCCUUGCAUUUGACAGUGCGCUUCGAGAAGAAGGGUUCGAUAUCGUUGGAACGACUGCUGCUAGUGGGUCAUCCGGCGGAGGUACGAAGAGCAAAUGGGAAGGCAUCAGUGAAGUUAUUCUUGGUCGCGAAGAGUGGUUCGAAGCGUGGAUGGAAGGCGAGCGGCAAUUCGCCAUGGAUCAGUAUAUGGACAUCAUUAGCUCCUCGGAUGCCUGGCUUAUGACCGAGGAUAGCCCUGAUGAUGCUAUUGUAGCAGAACGGGACCUGAGGCCCACGAAUUCAGCCAGGAGGGUGAAGGCAUUGGUCGAACAAAUUACAGACCGUUACUCCCCCCUCCCCAAGUUUCUCCACCGGACACGAUUCUUCAUCUCAGUACAGCUACCGAUACUCGAAGCAUACCAUUCACGCAUCUCCUCGUCACUGGACGCCUUUGAGACAUUGUCUUCUUCGUUGAUGCGUGCUGUGCCCGGAGCCCUCGGGAGCGUCGGCGUCAGCUCUGAAAGCAUGGGGCGAGCGGGCGAUCCUCAGCGGCUCACUAGCGGGGUGGAAGGCGUGCAGCGUCUCUGUAAAGCGCUCGUAAGCGCGCGGUACAUCAGUGCAGCCUGUGCGGCCUGGGGCGAGGAGCUGUUCUUCCUCGAGCUAUGGGCAGAGAUCAAUCGUCAGGCAUCACUGCGAUCGCGCGUAGAGGAUGUGGCUACGCUACCGAGUCCACUCGGAAGCAACACUGACGAGACCGAGGGCACCAUCUUUGAGACACUCGUCGGUCAGUACGAGAAGUUGGCCGAGCGAGCCGAGGACAUGAUCAUUCACACCAUAUGCGGCGAAGUGGAAGCCGGACUGAAGGCACAUUUCACCGGAAGCUCUUCAACGCAAGUUACUCCCAAUAUCAGCCAUGAACGCCAGGAUGACAUCGCCCUGGCGACAACGUUGCUGGCACCCCUCGCUCUCCUCUCCUCCGAAGUCUCAUUCUUACAGUCGUCAAUCUCGGCGAGGACCGCGGCUACUUUGUACCGUCGCAUUGCGUCGCGUCUCGGCUCAUAUAUUCUGCAGCGUCAGAUCUUCUAUCGUGGACGAGGUCCCAUUCUAGCAGAGAGCGAGCUCUUUGUCGAGACAUGCCAAAUUGCUCUCGCACGCAGCGAUAGAAGUCGGGCGGAAGCACCUUGGAGGCAGCUGCUUCAAGCCAGUCGCUUGAUAGCUCUGGAAGGUAAUCAAUGGCAGAAGGCAGUGGACGCGACCUUCGGCGUCACUGCUGAUCAGGAUUGGGAAGAGGUGAUGCUGGAUGCGGUAGGUGCUACGGAGUUGAGCAGGGAGGAAGUCGGGCAAGUACUGCGAACUAGGGAGGAUUGCGAAUGGUGAACAGUGCCGAAUGUACCUUGCAUGCAGUGUUGGGUUCGUGCAGCGCAGGACCUGGCAUAGAUUAUCAAUUCUUUGAGCUAUCGAAGCGG